Chelonus insularis is the source of this 1319-nucleotide messenger RNA. RefSeq names its product Unc50 RNA binding protein (gene Unc50). The transcript has 6 exons. The record is from RefSeq and is a predicted model, not a curated record. The coding region runs from base 467 to 1279 and encodes 270 amino acids. Lineage: Eukaryota; Metazoa; Arthropoda; Insecta; Hymenoptera; Braconidae. Gene Ontology annotation, cellular component: Golgi membrane.
UCUAUGACAUCAGCAUAUGAAUUGUCUCAGCUGAUGUUGAUAAAAUUGUAUUUCACAUUGGUUAAAUUAAAAACUUUGGAGUAAGUUUUUUUUUUAAUUUAUUGCUCCAACUAAUGUUAUUUUACUGUCUAAUAUCAGUAUGAACAUUCUUAUCCAUCAAGUCUAAUGAAAAAAGGGUAUAAAGUGGUAAUUAGUUGUGUGAUAUUUCAUAAAAAAACAGAUUUGGUGGUCAAUGACUUUUGACGUUGUUCCUCAAGUUUUGAUUUUAUAAUUUUAAUGUUUAUUUAUUGAUUAAAACAUUUAGUGAAGGAACAAAAUUAAGUGUUUACAUGUAUCUAAAUAUUAGGGAAUGAUAUGUCCCAAUUAAAAUAUUUAAUGAUAAAUAUUAAAAUUAUUAACAUAAUUAUUAGUAAUUUGUAAAAUUUUUUUUAAUUUUUAAUAUUGUAGGUCCUAGUAAUUACAAAAAAUGAAGUACUCCACAUCACCACCUAUUAGUCGAUGUAAUUCACCAUCUUCUCCAUUAUUUUAUUCCAAUUCUUCACCCAAUAUGCCCAUGCCAGUUACCUAUCGCCAUAAUUGCACAAGUGCUGCAUCCAAAUGUUAUAAGUAUUUACGAAAACUUUUGAAAUUUGAACAAAUGGACUUUGAGUUUGCUCUAUGGCAAAUUAUAUAUUUAUUAGUCUCACCUCAAAAAGUGUACAGAAAUUUUCAAAAUAGAAAGCGAACAAAAUCCCAGUUUGCAAGAGAUGAUCCAGCAUUUUUAGUAUUACUUGGAUUUUGGUUAUUAUUGUCGUCAAUUAUCUUUGCGAUUGUUUUAAGGCUGAGCUUCGUUCAAUUUAUCAAAUUCUUUUUCUAUACAACAUUUGUUGAUUGCAUUGGUGUUGGCAUAUGUAUCGCUACUUUAUUAUGGUAUAUAGCUAAUCGUUAUUUGCGAUAUGAUACUACCCAAGACGUCGAGUGGGGAUAUGCAUUUGAUAUUCAUUUAAAUGCCUUUUUUCCACCAUUGAUAAUAUUACACAUUCUCCCAAUGUGUUUAUAUGCCAGUUUACUAAGUAGUGAUAGUUUUACAUCACGAUUUCUUGGAAACACAACAUGGCUUGUCGCUAUAGGAUAUUACUUGUACAUAACAUUUUUAGGAUACACAAGUAUUGAAAUAUUGCAUCGUACUGACAGAAUAUUGUGGGCUCUUCCAAUUUUCUUAAUUAUAUACAUAGUCUUAUUAUGCAUUGGAAUGAAUCUAAGUUAUCAAGUAACUCAAUUUUAUAUUUAUCGUUUAUAAAACAGAAUAAAUCAACAGUGAGACGUUAUUUUUCAUAGAA